Molecule: messenger RNA, 1938 nt
Organism: Candidozyma duobushaemuli
Lineage: Eukaryota; Fungi; Ascomycota; Pichiomycetes; Serinales; Metschnikowiaceae
Gene: FRP1
Product: Frp1p
Exons: 1
Coding region: 1-1938 (645 amino acids)
Biological process (GO): copper ion import; intracellular iron ion homeostasis; iron ion transport
Cellular component (GO): plasma membrane
Molecular function (GO): ferric-chelate reductase activity
Source: RefSeq, a predicted model, not a curated record
AUGACUAUCGCCCUUGGAGACCAGUUUUUCGUGGAAAAGGAACGUAACACCAGAUACGAGUUUCUCGCCAUGUUGGUGAGUUUUCUUCUUCCCAUGAUUCACGGUGUUCUUUUCUGCUGGAUCCCGUUCUACCUCCGGACCAAGCGGGAACAGAAAACACUCAAAUACCACAGGUUCUGGACCAUGAUGAGGCACUACGAGGGGUUCACCAAAGUGUUCAAAAUCACCAUCUUCAAACACGCCUUUUUUGUCCAGCCUGCUAUGCUUGUUCUGAUAGCCAUCCACUUGGGCCUUAACGCCGUGCUCUGUAUUGCUCAAACCGAGGAAAUCGACUACGAGCCUCAAUACUAUGUUGUUUCCAAGAGAAUCGGCCGUAUCGCCAUCGGAAACCUUCCGGCAAUUCUCCUUUUUGUCGCCAAAAACGACUUUGUUUCCACCUUGAGUGGUCUUGAUUUGGACAAGUCCGUUUUCUUCCACAAAUGGCUCGGACGUUUUAUGUUUCUUGCCGUGACGCUUCACAUGGCGCUUUCUCUCCAGUACUGGCUCAGUUUGGAGUUUUACAUCAUGAUUCAGAUCCCACCCCAGAUCUUCGGCAUGAUCUCGUACGGCUGUUUGGGUAUGUUGUGCCUUGCAUCGUUCAAGUUUAUUAGAAACUUCGCUUUCGACUUUUUUUUGGCCCAGCACAGAGUGUUCAAUUUUGUCAUGCUUCUCUUGGCCUUUUUCCACAACGGAGGCAACAAGGCUGCUGUGCUUUUGGCUGUGCACAUGUUGGUUUUGGACAGAAUCACCUCGAGGGUUUUGGGUAUCGUCACAAAACGUAGAGGACCCACCAAAGGCAACUCGGACUUUGAGAUUUUGGACGACACCACCAUCAGAAUCUCCAUUCCCGUGGAAAUCAAGCCCCACAACCAGGACAGAUGGUGGUGGUUCCUUGUUCCUCGUUAUGGAGGCUGGAGAGCUGGUCAGCAUAUUUACUUGAACGUCAUGAAGGUGAGUUUGUUCCAGUACCACCCAUUCACGAUCGCCAGCUUGCCAGAUUCCGGAAAACAGGUCAUUGUGAUCAAGGUGAUGAAGGGCUUCACCAAGGCGCUCAUGAAGAAGUUGAACAAGUUGAGUGAAACCGAGGACGACGAGACAUCUGCUGAAACACAGUCGGUGCUUUCUGCCACCCAGCUGUCCAAUUCCAUCACUAGUGAAGAAAAACUCAUGCAAGCAGCUGAGGACGAGGAGCUCAGACCACAGAUCCAGGAACUCAAAAACGUCGUUGACCAGUUUGCAUCUCCACGCAUUUUCAAAAUGAAAGCAGGCAUCAACGGACCCUACGGCGCCAAGUACCAGCCGCUCACUAAAUUUGAAACCGUUCUUUUCUUCAGUGCUGGUUCUGGUGCUUCUUUCACCCUUCCAGUUGCUUUGGAUCUCCUCAAAAAGCUCAAGCAGAGAGACGAGGCUGGCGAUUACAUGUACCGUCCGGAAACCACCAAAAUCAAGAUUAUUUUGUCGAUGAAGAAGAUGGCCAAUCUCCAGUGGUUUGACCACUUGUGGCCCGAGUUCAUUCCUUUUUUGAACGAAGGAAGAGCCCAUUUGGCCUUGCAUCUUACUCUGGAGAAGCCUAAGCCCGUCACCGUUGAAGAAAAAGACAAGGAAUCGAAAAAGUCAGAAACGCUCGAGCAGACUUUUGCCAGGCAGCAGCUGUACGGAUCCUCCUCGGCUUCUCUCCAGGACUGGAGUGGUUAUUCUGUCACAUACAGCAGACCACAAUUUGACGAUAUCAUCACCGACGCUGCCACGGAGCUUCGGGACCCUACUUACCGUAAGGCACUUGCCUGUGUGGGCUGUGGACCUGAGUUGUUCAAUGGUGAGAUCACCUUGAGUUGCCAGAAGAACAGAAAGGUCAAGCAUGCUCCAGAUGUGUACUGCUACACCGAGUCGUUUGGCUGA